CUAGGUUUAACAGGUAACCGGUAAUAAGCAUCUCUUCAUGCUCAUCCCUUGCUCUCUGAUCGUCUUUUUCUUUUGAUUCCGCUUGGUUCUCUCAAACGGACAGAUCUUCUAUUCGUCUCUCGAGUAUUAUUUUAGGUUGCAGCGAUGAAGACAGCAAAGGGGAAAGAUAAAGUUAAGACCACAAAGGAAACCUUGAAGCCAGUUGAUGACAGAAAGGUGGGAAAGAGGAAGGCACCGGCUGCGAAAGCAACCAAACGAGAGACUCGUAAAGAGAAGAGGGCCAAAAAGGAUCCAAACAAACCGAAAAGAGCUCCUAGUGCAUUCUUUGUCUUUCUAGAAGAUUUUAGGCAAACGUUCAAGAAAGAAAAUCCAAAUGUGAAGGCUGUCUCUGCUGUUGGGAAAGCUGGAGGGCAGAAAUGGAAGUCAAUGUCUCAAGCUGAAAAGGCUCCAUACGAAGAAAAAGCUGCAAAGAGGAAAGCUGAAUAUGAAAAGCUUAUGGAUGCAUACAACAAAAACAUGGAGGAAGGGAGUGAUGAAUCUGAGAAGUCUAGGUCCGAGGUGAAUGAUGAAGAUGAAGCUAGUGAGGAGGAAGAGCAGCUAGAGAAGGGAAAGACAGGAGGUGAAGAAGAAGGAGAUGAAGAUGAAGAUGAAGAUGAUGACGAUGAUGAUGGUGAUGCUGAUGACGAUGAGGAUGAAGACUAAACCGGAGAUAGAAAUCAGAUUCUGUAACUCGGGCAUAACUGUGGGUCCAGAAGCAGAAGUAAGUAUUUUGUAAUUUGUGUGUCGAGAACUAUAUAGAUCCAAAUCGUGUGUCUGUGUGUUUUUUUCUUUUCGUAAGAAAGCGAAACAGUUCUUAGCGGUUCAGGGGGUUUGUUUCAACCUUUUCUCCACAACAAACAAUGUACCAAUAUCUGCUUUAGUGAUCAUGUAAACCAAAACACUCAAAGUCUCAAACUAUGUACAUGUUUCAAGCUCUCCCUUCAAAU
This is a messenger RNA of Eutrema salsugineum, 986 nucleotides long. Its product is annotated as high mobility group B protein 1. The record is from RefSeq and is a predicted model, not a curated record. The coding region runs from base 145 to 702 and encodes 185 amino acids. The transcript is spliced from 8 exons. NCBI's taxonomy places the organism in Eukaryota, Viridiplantae, Streptophyta, Magnoliopsida, Brassicales, Brassicaceae.